UUAAUAACCAGUCGCACAGAGACUUUCACUCAUCAGGCUCCACAGUUGCUGUGAUUUUGACUUCCUGUCACUGCAGCUACAGCACAUUCAGGCAUCCAUGUGACUGAGAUCAGCCAUGGAGGAACCGCGCCAAAUCGAUCUGACCUACAUCACUGAGCGCAUCAUCACCUUAUUCUGCCCCCGUGAAUGUCCAGAGGAGACGUACAGACCAAACCUGCAGGACAUUAUUCACAUGCUGCAGUCAAAGCAUGGACACAACUACAUGCUCAUUAAUCUCUCACAGAGGAAUGAGAUUCUCACACACAUGAACCACAAGGUUUUGGACACAGGUUGGAUGGACGUCUUGUCUCCCAGCUUGGAUCAGAUCUUCAGUGUGUGCACGACGAUGGAGAACUGGCUCCAGACAAACCUGAAGCACGUCCUGGUGCUUCACUGCAGGGGAGGAAAAGGACGACUUGGAGUCCUGGUGGCCGCAUACAUCCACUACAGCAACAUGUCAGCCAGUGCAGACCUUUCACUCGACCACUUCGCCAUGAGAAGGUUCUACAACGACAAACUCUCCGCUCUGAUGACGCCCUCACAGAAACGGUAUGUGUGGAUGGUGGGCAGCAUGUUGAAAGGAGGACUGAGGAUGAGUCCGUCUCCCACUUUCCUCCUCUGUGUGGUGCUUCACGGAAUUCCCAAAAUAAAACCAGAUGGAGGAUGUUGCCUCUUUCUGAGAGUUUAUCAGAGUCUACAGGCUGUGUGCACGUCUGCAGUUUACCAUGUUGCAUCAGGACAGACGGACAGACUCUACUUUGUGCUUCAGCCGGCUCAGCUGCUCAAAGGCGACAUCAUGGUGGUUUGUUAUGAUAAAAACAUCCGCUCGUCCUGUCGUCACAUCGUCUUCCGUCUCCAGUUUCACACGGGCCUCGUGCACGGACACUGUCUCACGUUCUUUAAGUCUGACCUGGACUGUGCCACUGAAGAUCCUCGGUUCCCAGAAGAUGGAAAAGUGGAGCUGCUGUUUUCAGAAAGUCCUGAAAAGAUUACAGGCAGAGAGCUGUGGCACAACAGCACCUCUGUGACGCUGGACUACGACACUCUGGACCCUGUGGUCAGACGAGACUCCUUUGAUCAGACGUCUCCUGGACACAAAGCUCCGCCUCACGUCCUGGACCCUGGAAAUGGCCAAGUGAGGAAGAAGAGCCGCGAGGAAGGGCUUUCCUUCCCCCUGACCACCAGCAGCCCCAGCUGGAGUGACCGAGCUCUGUCUGCCAGCAGUGAUUCGGGCCUGUCUGUGGCCUCGCAGGGGAGAACUGAAGCCUGGCAGAGGAGAGGGGCCCCACAGGACAAACGUGCCCAGGCAGGGAAGCCCCUCCCUGGGGUGGACUUUGAGAUUGUUCAGCCUCUUCUGGAGGUCAUGGCUGAGCUCGCCGCCUGCAGUGGAGGGCACGUGGAGGUGGCAGGAGAUGAGUCAGGAUUGGGACACACUAUCAACGGAGAGGCUUCAUCCAGUGAGAGGGAGACUGAUAUACUGGAUGAUGAGGAUGUAGCAGACGGCGUGCCGAGCUCAAGGAGUAUCUGCUCGCUGUCCUCGGAGACGUCCUCCACGCACUCCUGGGUUCGGCAGCAUCAUCAUCCGGUGGUGGUGGAGGACGUCAUCAGUGAUACUUACCUGAAGGUGGAUGCAGAGGGGAGGUCGAGCAGUGUGAGGAAAGAGAGGCCGCCACCUCUGGUAGCUCCUGACACACCACACCGAGGAGUCAGCAGCAGGGAAGCUGUGCAGCGAGGACAGAACACGGGCGACACGGGCGACAACGAAGACGAUCUCACGACUUUAACCACGGACUUCGACGAGUCCAUGGAGCAGCUCAACCAGCUGAUUCUAGACCUGGACCCGACCUUUGUCCCUGUUCCCACCCGAUGUGCCCCUCUGUCCCGCUCGGCCUCCCUCCACACCAACGGCCUCAGCCACAAGGGAAAUACACAUCAGUCAGGGUGGAAGCAGCACAAGCACAUCAGCGACGUGAGCGACUACGCUGGACCACACAGUCCGGGAUGGAGAGCAGGACGAGCUCAGACCUUCAGAGGUUCUCCGGCCUACAGUCCCGCUUUCUCUUUCUCACAGUCUCAGCAUGGACAUCUACACAAAACCUACAGCGUGGAUGACCGGGGACAAAUGGACGGUUCGGACAUGGUCGCACAAACUCCGGCCUUCCCGGUGUCUCCGCCCACGCCCUACACGAAACAUUUCUCUGAGUUUUCCCAGCUCAGGAGUGGAGAGCAGUGGGACCAACACAGCUGGACACAAGAUGCCCGUAAUUUCCUGGACAGCAUGAACCACAGCGGCGGCUCCACAGAGGGCGACCUGUUCAGCUCAGACGUGGCGGUCACUCCCGCUUCCUGUCAGAGGAUCUUUGGUUCCAUGUGCUCAGUGUCAUCAGGAAGUCCCCUCCCACACACCGACAGUGCCACGCCUCCUCCAGUAUGGCACAACCGCACUCCCAACUCCCUCAACUCUUCAUACCCCCCCCAGCCGUCACCCCCUCUCUCCAUAAGCACACCCAAUGCCCACAGUUCCCCCCGGGGGCCUCUGAAAAGCCUGGGUGGAGGCCUGGGCGUCCGCAGGGAGACGGACAGCACAGACUUGUCCUCGUUGUUGGGGAACGGCGGUCUGGACCACAGCCUGCUGGAGGCCAUGGAGGGACUCGGGAGUCUGAACCUCGUCGGGGACGGGGGCCUCGCUCCACUGCUGCCUGAGAAGAGGAGGGUAUGGGGCGAGGGGGGAGACCUCGGCUCCCGCUCCCCUUCUCUCAGUGGGUUUUCCAGCCCUCACAGUGGGAGCAACAUCAGCAUCCCUUUCUCAUCCUCCAUGACCCCUGACCCCCUGAGAGGACACAGUGGGGCGCCGUCACCAGGAGCAGACUCUGGGACGAAGCAGGACACUGUGAAGUUUGUUCAGGACACUUCAAAGUUCUGGUACAAGCCCAACAUUUCCAGAGACCAAGCCAUCGCAGUGCUCAAGGACACAGAGCCGGGAUCGUUCAUCGUCAGGGACAGUCACUCGUUUCGCGGGGCGUACGGGCUGGCGAUGAAGGUGGCCACGCCCCCUCCGUCUGUGAUACAGCAGAGUAAGAAAGCGGGAGACUUGUCCAACGAGCUGGUGAGACACUUCCUGAUCGAGUGCACACAGAAGGGAGUCCGUCUCAAAGGUUGUCCCAAUGAGCCCUAUUUUGGAAGUCUCACGGCUCUGGUUUGUCAACACUCCAUCACACCGCUGGCUCUGCCGUGUAAACUCAUCCUGCCUGAUAAAGACCCAGUGGAGGAGCUGAACAACUCACCUGCACAAACAGCAACAAACUCAGCAGCUGAACUCCUCAAACAAGGAGCAGCGUGUAACGUGUGGUACCUGGGCUCCGUGGAGCUGGAGUCGUUGACGGGACACCAGGCCGUGCAGAAGGCGACCACGGUGACGCUCUCCACGGACCCGCCGCCGGCCUCCACCGCCGUCCACUUCAAAGUGUCGGCGCAGGGCAUCACGCUCACCGACAACCAGAGGAAGUUGUUCUUCAGGAGACACUACGCUGUCAACACGGUCAUAUUCUGUUCUCUGGACCCACAGGGCAGGAAAUGGACGAGAGGCAGCGGAUCCACGGCAAAGAUCUUUGGAUUCGUGGCGAGGAAAUCUCAGAGCGAGACCGAAAACAUGUGCCACCUGUUUGCCGAGCACGACCCCGAGCAGCCGGCGAGCGCCAUCGUCAACUUUGUGUCAAAGGUCAUGAUCGGGUCGCAUAAAAAGUAACGAGAGAGAGAAAGAGACUCAAAAAGACAACAUGAAAUCCAGUCAUCUGUGGAGAAUGAACUGUGUCGCGCUGCCACUAGAGGGAGCCAAAACCGCCUUGUAUAAAGUUAGACUCCCCGUUUUUUCCAUAUCUCUAUAAACUCAGAUUGAUCUCGUCUGUAUGUUUUUCUUGUUUGCUCGUUGAUGGAAUUUGACUUCCGAUGAAACCUGAAGAAAAUCAGAAAACAGUACAAACUUAUAAUUAUUACGAUGAUUGUGAAAUCUCUCUUUUUUGCGAAACCACGGAUCCCGCUGUGUGUGUAUGUGUGUCACUACAUGUUUGUCACGUGACAAAGCCAAUGAUGUGGUCGUAUUGUGCAUCUUUAUCUGUAUAUUGCUCAAAGUAUUUAUGUGCUUUCACUAAUUAUGUACAUGAUGUCAUCUAUUUUUGUAUAUUAACACAUAACUGUACAUACGGAUUAAAGGCAGUGUACCAUUCA
Solea senegalensis (Senegalese sole) is the source of this 4263-nucleotide messenger RNA. RefSeq names its product tensin-3 (gene tns3.2). The record is from RefSeq and is a predicted model, not a curated record. The coding region runs from base 116 to 3784 and encodes 1222 amino acids. Gene Ontology annotation, molecular function: protein binding; phosphatase activity. Gene Ontology annotation, biological process: dephosphorylation. The transcript is spliced from 27 exons. NCBI's taxonomy places the organism in Eukaryota, Metazoa, Chordata, Actinopteri, Pleuronectiformes, Soleidae.